Ectocarpus sp. CCAP 1310/34 is the source of this 861-nucleotide messenger RNA. The record is from the annotation of a GenBank genome assembly. NCBI's taxonomy places the organism in Eukaryota, Phaeophyceae, Ectocarpales, Ectocarpaceae.
AUGGCUGAGGUGGCGAUAGAGAACCGGGUCUAUCGGUAUGAGGCGAAGCCGCAGCCGACUGCGAAUGAGCCCGGAAAGAUCGUGGAGGCAUUUGGGUUGGGAAAAUGCCCUAAGCUUGCAGAGCAGGUGCGGAGCGACAGCCUCUUGGUUCGGGUCAACACGCUCAGGGUGCUGUGCGAAGAGUUCAAGAACCCCACAAUCAUUGCUGGAAGUGUCAAGGCUGGUCUUAUGAACACCUUGCCGAAGAUGGCCCUCGACUCGGACCUGAACACGAGAAAGUUCUCUUCGAAGGCGAUGGUUGCUGCGGCGAGGGACUACAACGGUCGCACCGCCUUGCUCAAGGCAAGGACAGCGACACUCGCCGAGUCAACGGCUACCAUUGGCGCGAGAGCACCGGAGACGAUGUUCAAGGCGCUGGACGACAGCAGCGUGGAUGUCAGGCGAAACAUAUACGAGGCCCUUGCCAACGCCUCUACCACCGGGACUCGUGCGUUGGUAGACGCUGGCUACCCCGCGAGGCUGGUUGACAAGGCGGUGAACGAGACCGAGGAGUUACAACCGCUAGCGUUGAGGGUGCUGUGCAACGUGACCAAGCACAGGGGAGGCCUGGAGGCGGCGCUCGCGGCGUCACUUGUGGAGAACCUGAUAGGCUUGUUGACGGAGGGGAGGCCGGCGGAGGUGCAGAGGGAGGCGUCGGUGACUCUGGCGAUCGCCUGCUUCGACGACAUGGCGAAGAUCAUCGCCAUUCAGAACAACGGGGUCUCUAUGCUGGCCGAGUUGGUUGCUAAGGCGGAGACAGACGUCAGGUCGGCGGCCACGGGCGCGUUGAUGAUGAUCACCACAGUGGAUGCGGGCGAGUAA